Alexandromys fortis (reed vole) is the source of this 897-nucleotide messenger RNA. Its product is annotated as vomeronasal type-1 receptor 4-like. Gene Ontology annotation, molecular function: pheromone receptor activity. NCBI's taxonomy places the organism in Eukaryota, Metazoa, Chordata, Mammalia, Rodentia, Cricetidae. The transcript has a single exon. The coding region runs from base 1 to 897 and encodes 298 amino acids. Gene Ontology annotation, cellular component: membrane. The record is from RefSeq and is a predicted model, not a curated record. Gene Ontology annotation, biological process: G protein-coupled receptor signaling pathway.
AUGGACCUCAAGGAUUUGGCAAUAGGAAUAGUAUUCUUACUUCAGAGCACAGUUGGAAUUCUGGGAAAUCUUUCUCUUCUUUCCUGCUACUUCAUCCAUUACCACAUUGAACAGACAUUAAAGACCACAGAUGUGAUUCUCACACACCUCUUCAUAGCAAACUUCUUGAUUAUUCUUUCUAAAGGAAUGCUCGAGACAAUGAAAGCUUUUGGGAUGAAGGGGUUCUUUAAUGAUUUCAGCUGCAAACUUCUUUUGUAUAUUCAAAGACUUGGCAGGAGCUUGUCCAUGGGCACCACAUGUCUCUUGACUGUCUUCCAAGCCAUCACCAUCAGCCAGGGUGACUCCUGUUGGAACCGUCUUAAAGUCAAAGCUCCAAAGCAUAUUGGCCUCUUCACUUUUCUCUGCUGGAUUCUCUACAUAUCAGUAAACAUGAUUUUCCCUGUGUAUAAGUAUACCAAGGGGAACAGCAAUAACCUGACACAUAAGAAUGAUAUGAAAUACUGCUCCACUGUAGGUCAUGAUGAAUUCACGGGCUCAUUAUAUACAGCUUUCUUUGUUUUUCCUGAAAUUUUGCUUUCUGUUCUCAUUAUCUGGUCCAGCAGUUCCAUGGUUUUAAUUCUGUACAGGCACAAGCAGCAGAUUCAAUAUAUGCGCUGUAUCCGUGUUUCCUCUAAAAUAUCCCCCGAAUCCAAAGCCACCCAGAGCAUUCUGGUUUUGGUGUUCACCUUUCUAGGUUUUUAUGCCCUCUCCUCCAUCUUACAAGGUUGUGUUGCUCUCAUAUAUAAUCCUAGCUGGUGGCUGCUGAACAUCACAGCCAUCAUUUCACUGUGUUUUCCUACAUUGGGCCCCUUUGUUAUGAGCCAUUAUGCCACUGUGCCAAGACUGUGCUAUUCCUGA